Salarias fasciatus (jewelled blenny) is the source of this 2972-nucleotide messenger RNA. RefSeq names its product ubiquitin-conjugating enzyme E2F (putative) (gene ube2f). Bases 295 to 849 code for a protein of 184 amino acids. Lineage: Eukaryota; Metazoa; Chordata; Actinopteri; Blenniiformes; Blenniidae. The record is from RefSeq and is a predicted model, not a curated record. The transcript has 10 exons.
UCGCUCUUCCGCUGCCGAUAACGCCGGAGUGAAGUUCUGACAGCUGAUUCACCAAAACAACUUUUAUCCGCUCCGAGCCUCAAACUCCCGGUUUCCAAGGGAACCGAGACCCGGAAGUCGCUCCAGUCUCUGGCUGCAGGUUCACACAGCGCCUUAUAAACAGAGGAGGGGGCAGCCGAUGAUGGUGUAGCACGGAUUGCUAGCUCUGAGACAGCAGGAGUUUGAGCAGCGGUGCAGCGCAGCGCAGCACAGCUCGGUGUGGAGCGGACUGAGGCAUAUCACAGCGGCGCAGCCAUGCUUACACUGGCCAGCAAGCUGAAGAAGGAUGACGGAGGGAAGACGGGCCGUGCCUCCGGAGCCUCAGACUCCACCCACAGGGUCUCCAUCAGAGACCGCCUCCUUACCAAAGAAGUUGCAGAACUUGAAGCCAAUCUCCCUAGUACAUGCAAAGCCAAUUUCCCAGAUGAGGAUAAGCUGCAUCAUUUUCAGCUGGCAGUGUCUCCCGAUGAGGGUUACUACCAAAGCGGGAGGUUUCAGUUCGAAAUAGAUGUCCCUGAAGCCUAUAACAUGGUGCCUCCUAAAGUGAAAUGUCUGACCAGAAUAUGGCAUCCUAAUAUCACAGAAAAUGGAGAGAUCUGUUUGAGCUUACUGCGGGAACACUCUAUCGACGGCACUGGCUGGGCCCCCACUAGGACAUUAAAGGAUGUGGUAUGGGGAUUGAACUCCUUGUUUACUGACCUGUUGAACUUCGAUGACCCGCUGAACAUCGACGCAGCAGAGCAUCAUCUGAGAGACAAGGAGGAUUUUCGGAAUAAGGUUCAAGAUUACAUCAAGCACUACGCCAGAUGAUAGGAGCACCGGGCGCCCCGCACCAGCCUGCACCACCCAACCAAACCGCUCUACUUCGCUUAACUCGGUCGACCCCCCCCCCCCCAACGUGUGAAUCAGCAGCUGACUCCUCCCCCCCCCCGUUCACCCAGUUGCAAUAAGCUCCACAUUGCAGGAAUAUAAUCAUUUAAAAAAAAAUUAAAAAAGCAGAAAAUAAUGCUGGACUUGCAUACAAAAGAGAAUUAUGCUUUAAUUAUGCUAAUCGACUGACCGUCACGACCACGAUGUCAGCGCGUCACGGCGAGGUCCGUGAACGGCGCUCCUCCUCGCUGAGGUGACGGCGAGCGCCUCGGCGACGCAGCGCCGCGCCCGGCCGUUUCGAAACUUGACGAAUGAAGAGAAACAAUAUCUGUUACUAUCAGUUCUCUGUUCCAGUGCCUGCCGUGUUUGUGUCGCAAAAGAGGAAAAAAAAAAAUGCAUGUGAGUUCACAAACGUGCACACGGACGCCGCGUCGCGUCGUGUGGUGGAAGUUGAGCGCAGAGAGACACACACACACACACACACACACACACACACUGGAGAAGCCUCCAGCCCCAUUAGACAGCAUGCGAAUGACCACAUUGACCCAUUUUGUUGUCAUUCUUUUUGCAUGUACACACACACACACACACACACACACACACGUGACAUUAAAUACUGCCACUAAAACCACAGCCAAAUGUUUUGCAGCUUAAAUUAAUUUUUCCACCUCUUAUUUUGCUCCUUCUUUCUGUGUCUCACACACACACACACACACACACACACACACACACACACACACACACCUUUUCCUCUCUUGGUUGUAGAGGUUGAAUCAUGCAGUGCAAUCACAAAGUCGUUGGAAGCGUCGUCAGCAUGGUACUGAGAUCACUUUAUUUAAAAUCUGCCUGUUUUUUUUUUUUAACACACUUUUUAACCGUAGAACCUCAGACAUUUGUAUUUACUGUUUUUAUCACAGUAGUGUAUUGAACAGUUCGCUGUUCGCCAGUGAAGUGUAGUAAAGUGGCUCGAGAUGAGCCCAGUUACUAAUGCUGCAAGAUUGCCGGCUCCCGAAAAUAACCCUCACACACUUGAAAGUUCUCAGUCUGCUCCCUCCGAGGACGUUCAGCAUUCAUCGUCAUGGGGUUUAAUGGGUUUUCAUCAGCUGUGAACAUGUUGUGUGGUUUGAUCUGUGCGUGUGUUUGGAGAAGCAUGCAGCUGCACCGGCCUCUCAGUUUAAACUUUUGUCUGCUUAACAUUCCUGUUGAACAUCUCAGUCCGAUGGAAUAAUGAAACGUCACCACUGACAGAAGCAGUACUUUGACCAAUCAGAAUAUGACUCUCAUCUAUUAAAUAGUUCAUUUUAUGUGUAAUCGACAGUACAGACAGGUAUUUGUGUGUUUGCCCAAAUAAUGAGAUUUUUUUUUUUUUUUGCUCAUCGAAGUAACUGCUUCAGUCUGUCACUAAUAAAUGUGGGGGAAAAAGCAGGAUGGAUAAAAGCCUUAAAUGUAAUUUGUGGAAUUCACAUCAUGCCUCUUUUGGAUGGUAAUAAUGAGUCACCGGCCGUCAAUCUGUGUUUUGAUCAUGUCAGAACACAGAUUUACAGUUGCAUCAGGAAGCAUCAGAUGUUGUAAUGUCUCAAUACACCGUCUUGUGGCACAAACUGGUAUUGCAAAACUAGAUUUACAUUUAAACUUCAAAAAAGCAACAUAUUCAAUGUAGCAUGCUUAUUUUGUUCAGCUUUCCAUGUCACUGCAGCGAAUUGCUUCUCCAAACCAGACACCAAUCACGUUCCACUGAAGACCCAUCUUCCACGUUGAGCUCAGACCCGGUCUUUUGUUGUCACUGUGCAUCACAGACAGUAAAACCAACAGGAAGCUUUCCACUGACACUUUGUGGCUGCACUGUACACAGACCCUGUCACUCUGGAGGUUUCCCACGCUCACAUGUCGGAGUGCGUCUUCCUGAGAGGACACGGCUCCAGUCUGACUGUGUGAUUUCACUCUGAAUGUGUGUGGAGGUGCAUGAAGACUCUCAGACUGCUUGAUCCAUCAAAACUCCUCCUCCUCCGCAUUGGAGAAGCUAAAGUUUGCUUGUCGGUGGAUUCCAGCGCUCGACGGGAUCU